AUGACCUUCAAAGUGAUAAUAGCUCUAAGCAUAAUCAGUAUUUUUAAUACAAUCAACUCACAAACGUGUGAUAAAAAUAAAAAUUGUGAUCAUAUUGAGUCGGAUGAGUUUGAUGAGUUCACCAACAAAAUAACAUCCCAAAUCAGCACUGCCUUAUCAUCAUACAAACCAUGUAAAUCUCAAAAUUGUUCCUGUCACAUUGACGUCCUUAAAAGAGACUUUAAAACCUUCGAGAAAGGAAUAACCAGGCGAAUGCUGGACGAUGUCAAGUCUCACGGAACUGUCUAUCAAAUAAUUAAGAAUAAAAUUUACAGACAAAAAGACUGCAACUUUCCGUCGAGAUGCUCUGGUGUUGAAUAUUUUAUAAAGAAUAUUUUAAAUAAAGUGAAACUUCCGGACAUGGAGCUUGUCAUAAAUGUCAGAGACUAUCCACAAAUUCUACCUCACUAUGGACGACAAGGUCCAGUGCUGUCAUUUAGUAAGACUGGAAGCUACCUAGACAUUAUGUUUCCAGCAUGGGCAUUUUAUGAAGGAGGUCCAGCAAUUAAAUUAUAUCCAACAGGUCUUGGUCGAUGGGAUUUACAUCGAGACUCGAUGUCAGCAGCUGCUGAACAAUAUCCGUGGAUUAAAAAAGAAUCAAAAGCAUUUUUUAGAGGAUCAAGGACGUCCGAUGAGCGGGAUGCACUGGUUCUUUUGUCAAGAGAGAAUCCAGAAUUUGUUGAUGCACAAUAUACAAAAAAUCAAGCAUGGAAGUCACCUAAAGACACACUCGGUGCGGAACCAGCUGAUGAAAUUUCACUCGAGGAUCACUGCAAAUAUAAAAUAUUAUUUAAUUAUCGAGGCGUGGCUGCAAGCUUUCGAUUCAAAUAUUUAUUUUUAUGUAAAUCACUUGUCUUUCAUGUCGGCAACGAAUGGAAGGAAUUCUUUUAUGACUCACUAAAGCCUUGGAUCCAUUAUGUUCCAGUUGACAGCAAGUCAAAGCCUGAUUACUUCGAAAAAUUGAUAAAAUUCUUCCUAAAUCAUCAAGAAAUCGCUCAAGAAAUUGCAGAACGAGGACAUGAAAUGAUUUGGAAUAAUUUAGGGGUGGACGAUGUUGAAUGUUACUGGAGGAGACUAUUGAGGAGCUAUGGAAGGUUGAUGAAGUUUGAAGUUGAGAGGAAUGAAGAUUUUAUUGAGGUUUAG
Messenger RNA from Chironomus riparius, 1182 nucleotides. Lineage: Eukaryota; Metazoa; Arthropoda; Insecta; Diptera; Chironomidae. The record is from the annotation of a GenBank genome assembly.